AUGGAUAACAAGAUUUUCUUAUCUGUAUUUAACAAUGUAGUUUUAUUUAGAUAUAUAUUUGAAAAAGUUAGAUAUAUUCAUAGUAAAAAACAAAUCACAACAAAACAAUGGAAAUCAGUCUCAAAGUCACCUAAAUUUCUACUCUCCUAUGGAUAUCUAGAAGAUCUGAAGAGACUGUUGGAUUCAGAGGAUCAUUUUUGUAGUUUUUCAACGAUUGAAUAUCACUUGGGAUAUGCAGCUGGUCACCUCCAAACAAUUCAGUAUUUGCACUUGAAGUUUGCUAAAAAUAAAUGGCCUAAACAAUUUAUCAUAAAAGCAGCAACUGUUGGUUGCUUUGAAGUGGUAAAGUUUGUGGUAGAGAAUAGAAAAGAACAAGAGCAUGAUAUUGCUGGUGCUCUGGUUGCUGCAUGUAUCAAUAAUAGUUUGGAGAUUGCCGAGUACCUCUAUCCAAUGAUAACUAUAAUCGAUCACAUGGAACUUGAGCGAUCUGUAAUUACAGUGGCUGAACGUGGUCAUUUGAAUAUCAUUAAAUAUCUUUAUCAACUUGGACAUGUAAAGCAAUUAGCGAAAACAGUUGAAGUGGCAUCGGUUAAAAAUCACUUUGACAUUGUUAGGUACAUCGACAGUAUGGAAACAGAUUCAAAGAGAUUCAAAUUCACACCGAAAACACUCAAUAUGUUUGCAAGAUAUGGUGAAUUCGAACUGCUAAAGAAGAUACCGCAACACAAUUGUUUGGAUCAAUCAGUUGAUUAUGCAGCUGGUUCCAAUAGAUUGGAGAUGGUGCAGUGGUUAACAGAGAAUAAGAGAGGUGGUUGCACUAAUAGAGCUAUUGAUCUGGCAGCGGAGCGUGGUUAUUUCAAAGUGAUACGUUACUUGCAUGAGAAUCGUAGUGAAGGAUGUUCUCCAAUGGCAAUGGACGAAGCAGCAAAAGGAAAUCAUAUGGAAAUUGUAAAGUUCUUGCAUGAAAAUAGAAGUGAAGGAUGUACUGUCAAUGCUAUUAGUAAUGCUGCGAAAUAUGGUCAUUUCGAGAUGAUACGAUUCUUAGUUGAAAAUAGAACAGAACGAUUUUCUUCGAAAGCAGUAAAUCGAGCGGCAUCUAAAGGACAUUUUGAGAUUGUAAAGUAUCUCUACAAUCUUCAACCAGAGAAAUGUAAUUCAUUGGCAGUGUUGGUGGCAGCAGCUAAAGGCGGACACACCGAGAUUGUAAAGUAUUUUUUCGGCAAGAUAUCACAAUUCAAUCGAUCGAUCAAAGAAGUAUUGAGCUGUGAUAAUAAGGAGAUCAACCAAUUCUUAUUCAGAGAGAAUCAAGUGAAUUUCGUAAUCUCGCCAAAUGACAUUGAUACUCUUAUUAUACACAAUUGUUUGGAUGGAAUCAAAUUAAUACAUGAAAGGAAACCAUUAGCAUUCGAUGGAAAUUCAAUUAUUAUUGCAAUCUCUCAUAAACGACUGGCAAUACUUCAAUUCCUCUAUGAGAAUUGUCCUCAAAUUAAGUAUUAUCGAUCAACACUGAGGAUUGCUCUCUUGACCAACGAUUUGGAUAUUGUUAGAUUUGUUUUAUCAAUGAAUGUCAAUGUUAUUCAGAAUGUAAACACAGUCGAUAGGAUUAAAGAACUUCACGAUAUUUUCAAUACACAAUUACAUGGUCCUAAUUUUGCUAGCGGAGCCAUGGAGUUGGUGGUCAAGAAAUAUUAUGAACAAAUGAAAACAAUCAAUUACAAUGGUUCCACUAACCCUAGAUUUGUUGUGUGGUUUCAUCAGAUGGGUAUUAACCACCUGCUAAAAAGCAAUACACUCUAUAAUGCUGUAGUUUUGGGAGAGCUUGACAUUGUUAAAUAUAUAUAUGAGAACCGUUCAGAGUACACAAAGUUCGAUCACAUCGAGAAUCAUGAAGUAUUGGCAGCUGCUACAGUACACUUUCCUGUUUUUCAAUACUUGUAUCCGAAAUGCAACAGUAACUAUGACUUUUAUCACGUACUAAAGGUGGCUGCUACCAAAGGUGCACUGAAAGUUAUUAAGUUUUUCCACACACAACAUCCAGUCAAUAUAUUCUCAUCUACGAUUAUGGAUUUAGCAGCAAAUAGAGGUCACGCAGAUAUCGUCAAGUUUCUCCACUAUAAUAGAACAGAAGGUUGCUCCCACCAUGCAAUGGAUGGUGCCUCGUUCUUUGGUUCGUUGGAGCUUGUUAGAUUUUUGCAUGAAAAUAGAAGUGAAGGUUGUAGUACUCUGGCUCUUGACUAUGCUAUUCAAUAUAAUAGAGUUGAACUGAUUGAAUAUCUCAAAGCCAACAGAACUGAAGGAUUCACAAGUAAGAAGAUCGUAAGAUUCUCUGUUCAUUGUUAA
Messenger RNA from Heterostelium album PN500, 2340 nucleotides. RefSeq lists its product as uncharacterized. NCBI's taxonomy places the organism in Eukaryota, Evosea, Eumycetozoa, Acytosteliales, Acytosteliaceae. Bases 1 to 2340 code for a protein of 779 amino acids. The transcript has a single exon. The record is from RefSeq and is a predicted model, not a curated record. Gene Ontology annotation, molecular function: protein binding.